This is a messenger RNA of Octodon degus (degu), 2145 nucleotides long. It is a transcript of the gene Gja4, whose product is annotated as gap junction protein alpha 4. The transcript has 2 exons. The coding region runs from base 703 to 1704 and encodes 333 amino acids. Gene Ontology annotation, cellular component: connexin complex. Lineage: Eukaryota; Metazoa; Chordata; Mammalia; Rodentia; Octodontidae. The record is from RefSeq and is a predicted model, not a curated record. Gene Ontology annotation, biological process: cell communication.
GGGCGCCGCUCUGCCGACGUCCUCACCUCUCUCUGGACUGACCAGGCAGGAAAUCGGUGGCCAUCACUGCGGACAGGUGCGGCUCAUGGGGAUGCUGCUUUCACCUGGGCAAAUACGGAACUCCCCUCCAGCCCCUACCACCGCAGUCACAAGCCGAAAGGUUAGAUUGAGGCCCGCUGGGUGAGAUAGGGUGGAAGCAGGGGCCCGAGGCUUUGUGCCCCAUGAGAACCCAUAGAUAACACCUCCCCUAUGCCCUUAUCUGGGAGUAGCCAGCCUUCGGCAGAAGGAAGGCCAUGCAUAGUUGUGGGGCUGGAUUUGUUUCUCCAGUUGUUCCCAUAGGCAAAGGAUCCCCCAGGCAAUCCAGAGCUCCUUGGGCUGCAGUCCCCCUGGGGCUCUGGAGGGGGGCAAGCAGGCACAAGCUUAUGAUUAGACAGGGACCUUAGCUGCCCUGUAGCCUUCCACUGAGGGAAGUAAAAUGGGGGGGGGCACAGUUUGGCCACAGCCAAAGCUCAGCUUUGGUCCCAACUCCCUGCUGAGCGUGGGUCUCCAGGGGCAGGGCAGAUACCCCAGCACCUUGCCCCCAACAUCCCCAGCUCACAGAUUUGAUGCUAGGACAAAGUGAGAAGUGCCCUGCAGACACAGCUCUGUCUCCUUGCAGACUGAGGCCAAGGCCAAGGGCCGAGGCCGAAGCCAAAGAAAGCCAUGGGUGACUGGGGCUUCCUUGAAAAGCUGCUGGACCAGGUCCAGGAGCACUCCACUGUGGUGGGCAAGAUCUGGCUGACUGUGCUCUUUAUCUUCCGCAUCCUCAUCCUGGGCCUGGCGGGCGAGUCGGUGUGGGGCGACGAGCAGUCGGAUUUUGUAUGUAACACGGCCCAGCCUGGCUGCACCAACGUCUGCUAUGAUCAGGCCUUCCCCAUCUCUCACAUCCGGUACUGGGUGCUACAGUUCCUCUUUGUCAGCACGCCCACCCUGAUCUACCUGGGCCACGUCAUCUACCUGUCGAGACGAGAGGAGCGGCUGCGGCAGAAGGAGGGAGAGCUUCGGGCCCUGCCGGCCAAGGACCCACAGGUGGAGCGGGCUCUGGCAGUCAUAGAGCGUCAGAUGGCCAAGAUCUCUGUGGCAGAGGACGGUCGCCUGCGGAUUCGUGGGGCAUUGAUGGGCACCUAUAUGACCAGUGUGCUGUUUAAGAGCUUGUUAGAGGCUGGCUUCCUGUACGGCCAGUGGCGUCUCUAUGGCUGGACCAUGGAGCCAGUGUAUGUGUGCCAGCGUGCACCCUGCCCCCACCUCGUGGACUGCUUUGUGUCUCGGCCCACAGAGAAGACCAUCUUCAUCAUUUUCAUGCUGGUGGUUGGCCUCAUCUCCCUGGUCCUCAACCUGCUGGAGCUGGCGCACCUGGCAUGCUGCUGCCUCAGUCGGGGGCUGAAGGCACAGCAGGGCCAGGAUGUGCCUCCAGCCCAGCCCACAUCCUCAGACUCUUACCCUGACCAGGUCUUCUUCUACCUCCCUAUGGGCGAGGGGCCCUCGUCCCCCCCGUGCCCCAACUACAGUGGGCUCUCAUCCAGUGAGCAGAACUGGGCCAACUUGACCACAGAGGAGAGGCUGGCUUCUUCUGGGGGCCCCCUCUUCCUGGACCCGCCCCCACAGAGUAGCCAGAAAUAUUCCAGUCGCCCCAGUAGCUCUGCUUCUAAGAAGCAGUAUGUAUAAGGGGCCUUGGGCUUACGUCACUCAGCAGAGGUAUCCUGAGCAGUUGUCUGGCUGCCCCCUCCUGGAAGGUUCUGCAGACCUAACUGGACUAAGAAGUAGCAGUUGCUGGCCAGAGUGCCUCUGGGUAUUAGCUCUGGAACACUAGGGGCCUUCCUGGGACCGUGGGGCACUACGGGAUCCUCUCCAGGUAGGGUCUCUUGACCAAGAGAUUAAGGGAUUAUUUCCACCUAAUCCAGAGGGAUUUUGCCUCUGCCGUUAUGGAACAUUCGCCUCUGCCCGGGUUGUGCACACAUCCUCUUCUCGUGGGAAAAGACUGCAGGAUCAGCCUUGGUCACAGAGACAGAGCCGUGCCAGACCCAGCCCGGGCUAGAGCACUCGUUCUCAUCACUCCUUCCUAGUUCUAUUGUUCGUGCUAGUGAAAUAAACAGGACUUGAUCACAA